AGAGUGCCUGGCAGAUAAAGUGGAAGAAAUCCCAGCUCCAUCUCUGUCCUGUGAGCCUGGGAGCUGGGAAUGACUCCCUUGUCUGUCACUGUGGGAGAACUCCAGGAGGCUGUUCAGGAUUAAGCCCAGAGAGUGCCUGAGCUCCCGGCUUAGCUCUCCAUGUCCCCUCCCCUUGAGCAGCUCCCCAGGCUGGCUGGAGGCACUCAGGGACUGGCCCUCUCCGGCAUAAUCGCCUCCUGUUCAGAUGUCAGGAGGAGAUCAAGCUGCUAUAAAUAGAUGGUGAAGCCCUCCUGGUUUCAGCUGUGAUUCACACACAUGCCACAGAGGCAUUAAGAAGAAUUAACAUCCAAUCUCUCAGGCACUUUCCUGUGCAAAUGCCAUGCUGUCCCUGUCACUUAAGCUCCUUUCCCAGGGGAGAUCAGCAGCACUCUCUGGAGGGCCUGGAUGGGCCAAAUGGAUGGGGAAACCCAGAGCAGGACUCCUGGGAAGAUAAACCUGGAGCAGGACUUGUGGGGAGAGAAAGGCAGCUGCUCCGGCCGGUGCCAGAGCAGCACCUGCCCGUGAUGCAGAGCUGCCUUUGGGAGAUGCCCAGGGCUCCUGCUCCCUCCUGCCCGGAGCUGAGGCUGGCCAGGAUGGGGCUUAUGAAGUGCCCACACGUUUGGACAGAGGACAACAGCCUUUGGGACUGAGGCAGCUCCUGGAGGUGCAGGCACCCUGCAGCCGGAGCUUCCUCAAGCUCACUGCCAUGGAGGUGAAGUGGAUCCAUGUCCUGGUCAUCUUCCUCUUCCUGCUGUCCAUGGCCAUGACCGGCUGCUUCCUGUGGCAGUACAGCCUCCCCAAGGUGGAGCCCAAUCCAUCCGUGAUGGAGGUGAGGUCAGAAGCUGUGCAGAUGUGUCCUCGCUAUCCUGAGCCAGUGCCACUGGACCACCCCCUCCCCAUCCUGAAGGAAGCACUGGAGAAGGUGGACCAGAUGCUGCGGCAGAAGAUGCACAGCUCCGGCCUCCCGGCCAUGUCGGCCAUCGCCAUCUACAAUGACACCGUGCUCUGGACGGGCAACUUCGGCAAGAAGAACGCCUCUGACCCUGCCUCAGGGGUGCCCAACGAGUACACCAUCUACAGAAUUGCCAGUGUCUCCAAGAUCUUCCCCACCAUUAUGUUGUACAAGAUGUGGGAGGAAGGAAAAGUCACAUCCCUUGAUGACCCAUUGGAGCGUUAUGUCCAGAACUUUGUUAUUAAGAACCCUCUGGGGAGGUUCAAGGACUCAGAGCAGAGAUACUCAGCGGACGGCCUGGUGUUUUUGGAAAAAGGCUCGAUGCCCCUGAAGCCAUCCCUGGUCACGCUGCGCAGAAUGGCCAGUCAGCUCUCAGGUCUGCCCAGGAGGCUGCGAUCCACCAGCCUGCUCUGGAAGGGCAGCACGCAGGACGCCCUCGCGCUGCUCAAAGACGAUGUCCUGGUGGCCGACCCAGGAACCAGAUGCCACUACAGCAACCUGGCCUUCUCCCUGAUGGCCCACGUGCUGGCUGACCACGCAGCUGAUGGGCAGUACCAGCGCUGGAUCUCGGAGAACAUCCUCGACCGCCUGGGCAUGGAGGACACGGGCUUCGACAUCACGGCGCCCAUCCGCUCCCAGAUGGCCGUGGGCUUCUACGGCAGCCAGCAGCCAGCCCCGCUCUACGACCUGGGCUGGUACCGCCCCUCUGGCCAGAUGUACUCCACGGCUGCCGACCUGGCCAAGCUGGCCAUGGUCUUCUUGGGCACUUACCACCGCCGGCUGCUCGAGCCCGACACGGUGAAGACGAUGCUGACACCCCUGCUCAAGUGCUCCGUGGAAUACUUUGCUAACAAGACAGGCACACCCUGGGAGAUUAAUGAGCAGUUGGGAUAUGAUGUCAUCAGGAAGGAUGGGGACCUUGAUGGUUACUCAGCAACCUUCUCUCUCAUCCCCAAGCUCCGCCUGAGCUUCAUUGUGCUGAUGGCAGGGCCCAGACCACAGGGUGGGGACAUUGUGACUCAGACAUACGAGUAUCUCAUCCCUGCCAUGGAGACAGCGUUCAGAGAGGCUGACAAAAGCUUGGUUCCUCCUCCAAACCCAAUCCCUUAUGUUGGCUACUACACCUAUUCCAACCUGACUUUCUAUGAGAUCAAAGUUGGAAUUGGUGGGGUGCUGCUCAUGCAGCAGUUUGGGCCUCAUGUGGAAGAGCUGAUCCCUGAAAAGUAUCGGACAAUCAAGCUCCACCACCUGGAAGAUCGCGUUUUCCAAGUCGUUUUUGACAAGGAGUUCCCAUGUGUUCUGCAUCUGGGUUCUGCCUCCAUCUCACUGGAGACACAGAAUGGGCAGCUCUUUAACUUCUACCCCUUCGACCGCAAGGGUUUGUCCCCUGGCUUUGACGCCCCGGGACUGAACACCUACAACGUGGUGCGUGUCCUGCGCAAGCCCGUGUUCUACAGCUAAACAUUCAGCGCUCUUCCCUCCACUCCUGGGAGCUGGCUCCAAAUCUGUGUCUUACCAGACUCUCCUGCCUGUGUGGCAUUGUGGAUGCCAUUCAAAAGGGAAAGUUGGAGGCAAAUGACUCUUUUGCCAAACAAAUCCUUCAGACUUAUAAGACAACUUUAAUGACUUGUCAUUGGCCCCCAGCAGUGCACAACAGGCCAGCUGGCACCUGGACACACCUUCAGGAAAAAGAAGUGGGAAUGUGCUGGUUGGAUGUGUUUGAAUGCCAUAAAAAAAGCCAGGCACUAAAGUGUCCACUCUUAUAUUGUCUGUUUGAUGACUACUGUGGUGAUCAGCUACUAUCAUCAAAGAGCUGAGAAUUCCCUGGGUCUCUCAGAAAAUGUCUUUUUGUCAGUCCAAGGGUUUUUCCAGGGCUUUUCAAGAGCCUGUCUAUUACAAACAAGAUCCCUUACCUGGGUUUGCCAAAAGCAUUAUGUGCUCAAAAAUGGCACCAGACUGACACCAGGCCCUGCUUCAGAUCCCUGGGGAGUGAGGGUCUGUUUCUUUCCUGGGUCAUAAGCUUUGAAAAGUGCAGAGCAAUGUGGUCCUGUCUUGGCUCCUUGGCUGGUCCUUCAGAGGAUGUUGGAGCAGUGUAGAAGCUGAAGCUCACUGCUAGGUGUAGGAGCACAGGAGCAUAAGGUGGGAUGCUCGAGGUAGACUCAGCUCUGUGACUGUCUCAGUAUGCAGGAAAGUGUGUGAGCAUGGUGUGGAAAUUCAGGAAUCAUGGGAACCUUUCUGUAUGUUUUGGGCAGGAUGUCUGGAUACAAACAUACCCACUGGAUUUCUGCAGCUGUAAGUGAAGAUCUGAGGGGAAAGUGCAUCAGCCUGGGGAGCACCACCUUGGCAACAGAGCCCCUGCACCUACAGAGUCACUGGUGCAUUUCAUUAUCCCUUCCUGUGCCCACGCCAUGCCAAGGCAGGCAGGACAGGGGAAUGGGUCACACCAACCCCAGGCAGUGCUCCAGGUGUGGGGCAGAGUGCCUGGACUCCUGCCCAGGAGGGAGAAGCCCUGGAGGUGCUGGUGACAGUGGCUGAACAUGAGCGCAGGUGUGCCCAGAUGGCCAAGAAAGCCAAUAGCACCAGGCCUGUCCCAGCCACGGUGUGACCAUAGGACCAGUGAUUGUUCCCCUGUGCUGGGCACUGGUGAGGCCCCACCUCGAAUCCUGGGUCAGUUCAGUGUGAAUGUGGCACCUGGGGUCAUGUUUAGUGGUGGCCCUGGCAGUGCUGGAGGAACAGUUGGACUCAAUGACCUUGAAGAUCUGUUCCAGCCUCAGUAAAUCAAAGAUACUGUGCUGUCAAUGGCCAACACCACCUCAAUGUGAUGAGAACAAUAUCAGACACGAGGGCAGACAGGACCAUCACAACUGCACAGUCCUGGCUCCUCAAUGCCUCUCCAAAAUAAGGGGAUAUUGUGGUUUCAGCCCCGGAUGGAGCUGAAAUAAAAGCAAGCAGAGGGGCAGGGCAGGAUAGUUCUGACCUUAAAGUGAAUAUCCAAACUGCAGGGCAUGGCAGAGGCUACAUGGCAUGGAAAUCCAGAGGGAAGUGUGACAGGGGCACUGCACAAGGUCUUACCGAAACUUGCACAAGCAAAGACCCUUCCAAGUGCACGUUCUGGUAUGAGGUGUAUCCUCUUGCAGAGCAAUAUCCUGCUGCUGCUGGUCCACACAGAUUCCUGGAUGUGGACAUGUCUCAGAGAGGAUGAGAAAAAAACCCCUCUCUGAUCCCUUCUCUCUGAUUCUCUCAGUGCUUUCUCUCUGUAGGCUGUUCCUCAGCUUCAGUUUUGAGUAAAGAGACCAGCACUGAAGGCCCAGAAAUUCCCUGCCUUUUCUCAGAUAAUUUCAGUUUCCUGAUCAGCACCUGGAACCAUGCAAACCUUGCCUUACAGAGCUGCUGCUGUGUUGGUCUCCUCUAGGCUUUGUAGAAAAUCACAUCCCAUACCUUGUACAAUGCCAUAUGUUCAAUAUUUAGUCUGGGCUAUAGCAACAGCAAUAAAACCUGUGGAAAUGCCACUGUCCUGUGUGGUCACACCCAGAGGGAUGAGUGUAGGCACAUUUGGUGCUGAUUUCCUGAGGACAAUAUCACUGCCAUGACACUCCUGACACAGCCAAGCCCAUGGGAUGGGAUGUCUGAUUGCAAGAUCCUGGAGUGAUCUAAUUCUGGUUCUUUUCAGUGAGAGCUAUGAGCCAGUGAGGGGCUGUCCUUCUUGCUUUGAAAUAAAAGAAGUGAUUGUUUACCCUCAAAAGCUUCCAAGAAAAAUUAGGAUUUAUAUCCCAUGUCACUCACUGGCCAGGAGGAAACGCCACACUGGACAACCUCCAUCUGUGUGAUGGAAAGUUGGAGAUGUUUUAGUUUUCCAUCAGAAAUGCAGAUACUGAGAAGUCUUUUCUAGUGAAUCACCCUCACGCCUGUUCACCUACUUUUGGGGGCUCUAAUUCAUUCUCAUUCUUUAACACUCCUGAGUCAAAUUCAUUUCCUGAGCUGCAGCAAAGCUUAUCUCACCAAAGUGGCUCACACUGGGAAGGUGAACAGGAGCUCAGUGUGAGCAGGAGAACCCUUCCCUGACACAGAGGGGGAAAAGGAACCUUGAAAGAUCUGUACAGAGGAUUUGGGAGAGGCCGUGCAUGGCAGACAAGAAAAGGUGGAGUUCUGGGGUAGUCCAGUCAGUCAUGGAGAGCAGCCAGUGACAAUCCUCAGUCCAAACUUCUCUUUGUAACUUAGUGCCAAAGCAGCAUCCUGGGAAGAGCAGAACCUGCUCUGUCACGGGGAGGGAGGCAGUCGGGGGGUGAUGGGGGUGACCUGACUCAAUCAGCAGGUGUUUUACACCAGCUCUAACAGCUCUGUGUGAAUUUGCCUUUUUUUUUUACUUGAACUCUUACAGAAUCUAAGUUACCACUAUGAAUAAUGUUUAAGCUUUUGUGUAUGCUUGCUGCUGAAUUUAAAAAUAUCCCACUGUUAUUUCACCAAUGUCAGAAACUGGCUCCACAAUCCAUACAACAAACAUGCAAACUCUGCCCAUCUGCUCACAUUUCACUGAAUCUGUGCUUUAAAAAGUGACUCAAUGUGUCUGCAACAGCCUAUAGAAACACAGCGCUUAAAAAUGUUUUCAGAAUUACUCAUCAGGGAACCAAACAAAUAGAAAAUGCUUCAUUAACAUUCCCAGCAUCAAAACCAGACAAAAACAAAACUCACUUUAUUGGUUUAAGAGACCAAAUUCUGCCCUAAGGAGCAGUAAUGAAACCACAUAAUAUUGUAACAGUGUCCCUUAAACUGUAGUUACUCUACAAGUUAAAAGACUCUGGACCACUAAGAAUUAGAAUAACCUGGCAAAAUAUAAACACCUACACCUCAGAACUUCAAACCCUUUGAACUCCUUUCUUAGUGAGUUUUAAUGACUCCAGUCAGUGGAGUGGAUUCCUGUCACGUCAAAGGGUAAAAUUAGAAUAAAUUAACAAAUCACACUCUACAAAUCCCCAGCCUCCAGCUGGCUGUGAUGGACCCAGGCCCAUGUGUCAUGAGCACCUCUUCAGCUGGAAGGGAAACUCUUCCAGAACCUGCUCUCA
This is a messenger RNA of Motacilla alba alba, 6051 nucleotides long. It is a transcript of the gene LACTBL1, whose product is annotated as lactamase beta like 1. Bases 746 to 2452 code for a protein of 568 amino acids. The transcript is spliced from 7 exons. The record is from RefSeq and is a predicted model, not a curated record. Lineage: Eukaryota; Metazoa; Chordata; Aves; Passeriformes; Motacillidae.